AUGACGACCCCCGCCGUGACUCCAUCUGUACAAACUCCUCCUCUUCCCCAAGGCGCUGGAGGCGGCGCUGUGCCUUCAACCGCACCAGCGCGCUCAGGCCAGAGAGACGGAGGUGGUAGUCUAGGCACCUUUGGAGUCAAGUCUGGUUUGGCGCAAAUGCUCAAGGGCGGAGUCAUCAUGGAUGUCGUUAAUGCGGAACAGGCUCGGAUUGCGGAAGAGGCUGGCGCGUGCGCGGUCAUGGCUCUCGAAAGAGUACCUGCCGACAUCAGAGCGGAAGGUGGAGUUGCCCGAAUGAGCGACCCGCAAAUGAUCAAGGAAAUCGUGGAUGCCGUGACGAUCCCAGUCAUGGCUAAGGUCCGUAUAGGACAUUUCGUUGAAGCACAGAUCCUCCAAGUCAUCGGGGUGGACUACAUUGAUGAAUCGGAGGUUCUGACUCCCGCGGACGACGAACAUCAUAUCAAUAAGCAUGGGUUCAAGGUGCCAUUCGUAUGUGGUGCUCGCGAUCUCGGCGAAGCGCUUCGUCGAAUUUCCGAAGGUGCAGCGAUGAUUCGUACCAAGGGCGAAGCUGGUACCGGAAAUGUGGUCGAGGCAGUCCGUCACCAACGGGCGGUCAUGAGUCAAAUACGGCGCGCAAGUGUGAUGAAUGAGGAGGAGUUAUAUGUCUUUGCCAAAGAAAUCCAAGCCCCAUUCCAUCUUCUCAAAGAGACUGCAAGACUAAAAAGACUGCCCGUCGUUAACUUCGCCGCCGGAGGCCUCGCGACGCCCGCUGAUGCAGCCUUAAUGAUGCAAUUGGGAUGUGACGGAGUCUUCGUUGGUUCUGGCAUCUUCCAUUCCGGCGACCCUGCAAAGCGUGCACGCGCUAUCGUGCAAGCUGUGACGCACUAUAACAACCCCAAGAUUUUGGCCGAGGUGUCUGAAAACCUCGGAGCGGCGAUGGUGGGAUUAACGAUUGACGCUGAUCUUAAAGGCGGCCAUCUUGCAAAGCGCGGAUGGUAA
This is a messenger RNA of Laccaria bicolor S238N-H82, 996 nucleotides long. RefSeq lists its product as uncharacterized. Lineage: Eukaryota; Fungi; Basidiomycota; Agaricomycetes; Agaricales; Hydnangiaceae. Gene Ontology annotation, molecular function: amine-lyase activity. The transcript is spliced from 13 exons. Gene Ontology annotation, biological process: pyridoxal 5'-phosphate biosynthetic process; amino acid metabolic process; pyridoxine biosynthetic process. The record is from RefSeq and is a predicted model, not a curated record. The coding region runs from base 1 to 996 and encodes 331 amino acids.